AUGCAGAAUGACAGCGAGCUUGUGGACUUGUACAUGUGGUGGAAAGGCUCUGCUACUAACCGCAUUACCGGUGCCAAGGACCAUGCAUCCAUCCAGAUAAACGUGGUGGAGGUCGACAAGGUCACAGGCAGGUUUAACGGCCAGUUUAAAAUCUAUGCUAUCUGCGAAGUCAUUCGCAGGGUGGGUGAGUCAGAUGACUCCAUUCUCUGA
Molecule: messenger RNA, 210 nt
Organism: Saimiri boliviensis boliviensis (Bolivian squirrel monkey)
Lineage: Eukaryota; Metazoa; Chordata; Mammalia; Primates; Cebidae
Product: small ribosomal subunit protein eS21-like
Biological process (GO): translation
Cellular component (GO): ribosome
Molecular function (GO): structural constituent of ribosome
Source: RefSeq, a predicted model, not a curated record